This is a messenger RNA of Cydia splendana, 2309 nucleotides long. RefSeq names its product ER degradation-enhancing alpha-mannosidase-like protein 2 (gene Edem1). Bases 110 to 2299 code for a protein of 729 amino acids. NCBI's taxonomy places the organism in Eukaryota, Metazoa, Arthropoda, Insecta, Lepidoptera, Tortricidae. The transcript is spliced from 8 exons. The record is from RefSeq and is a predicted model, not a curated record. Gene Ontology annotation, biological process: carbohydrate metabolic process; endoplasmic reticulum mannose trimming; mannose trimming involved in glycoprotein ERAD pathway. Gene Ontology annotation, molecular function: mannosyl-oligosaccharide 1,2-alpha-mannosidase activity; calcium ion binding. Gene Ontology annotation, cellular component: endoplasmic reticulum; membrane.
CGUGUUUACAUUUACAAGUUUGUUUUUAGGAUUUGAAUAAAAAUGUGCAUAAAAGACAUGUUUAAAAAUUGAACAUAAGUACUCUGUCUAUCUUCGACUUUUCUUGGACAUGGGUGAUAGAAUAUUAAUAAUAUGCCUGGUAUGCCUUUAUGGCAUCAGGUCUAGUUCGGCCCUACGAGAAUACACCAAAGAAGAUAUUCUGAAAUUGAGAGAAGAGACAAGGGAGAUGUUUCAACAUGCGUAUGACAGUUACUUGAGAUAUGCUUAUCCUUAUGAUGAGCUGCGUCCCUUGUCAUGCGAUGGUGUGGACACAUGGGGCAGCUACUCCCUGACGCUUAUAGAUGCCCUGGAUACCCUUGCAAUCAUGGGCAACUACACAGAGUUCAACAGAGUGGUGGAGAUACUGCUUCAGAAACAGAACUUUGACACUGACAUUAAUGUGUCGGUCUUUGAAACCAAUAUUAGGAUUAUCGGUGGACUGCUUAGUGCUCAUUUAUUGUCCUACAAAACAGGAAUGAAACUUGAGCCUGGGUGGCCUUGCAAUGGGCCUCUGCUGCGUCUAGCAGAGGAUGUAGCUCAGAGGCUGAUUGUGGCCUUUGACACUACUACUGGCAUGCCAUAUGGUACCGUGAACCUGAAGAAAGGAGUCCCACCAGGAGAAACCACUGUCACAUGCACUGCCGGAGUUGGAACUUUCAUUGUGGAGUUUGGGACAUUAAGCAGGCUCACAGGAGAUCCAUUGUAUGAAGAGUUGGCCUACAACGCCCUGAAGGCUUUGUACCACCACCGGUCGCCGAUCGGGCUCGUCGGCAACCACGUGGACGUGAUGAGCGGCCGCUGGACGGCGCAGGACGCGGGCAUCGGCGGCGGCGUAGACUCCUACUUCGAGUACUUGGUCAAAGGAGCCAUCCUCCUGGAGCGUCCGGAGUUGAUGUCCAUGUUCAAGGAGGCGCGGCAGGUGAUCGACCGCUACUUGAAGAAGGACGACUGGUACGUGUGGGCGACGAUGCUGCGCGGGCACGUGACGCUGCCCGUGUUCCAGAGCCUCGAGUCGUACUGGCCCGGCCUGCUCGGUCUGCUCGGCGACAGUGACACGGCGAUGCGUAUAAUCCACAACUACCACAGCGUGUGGCGCCAGUACGGCUUCACGCCGGAAGUGUACAACCUCGGCACCGGCUCGGCGUCGUCCAGCCGCGAGAGCUACCCGCUGCGGCCCGAGCUCAUCGAGUCCAUCAUGUACCUGUACCGGGAGACACGUGACCCGAUCCUGCUGCAGAUGGGCGAGGACAUCAUCCGCAGCAUACAGCAUAGUGCCCGCACCCCGUGCGGGUACGCUACGAUAAAAGACGUCCGCGACCACCGCAAAGAGGACCGCAUGGAGUCCUUCUUCCUCGCGGAGACCACCAAGUACCUGUACCUGUUGUUCGACCCGGACAACUUCAUCCACAACCCGGGCAAGCACGGCACCGUGAUCAGCACGCCGAGCGGCGAGUGCAUCGUCGACGUCGGCGGCUACGUGUUCAACACCGAGGCGCACCCCAUCGACCCCACCAUGCUGUACUGCUGCCAGGAAGCCAGGCAAGGAAUUAACAUCAGUGAAGUUCAUAGGAUAUAUCAAAUGCUGGAAGAUGAAGACAACAUUCAUUUUAUGACCAUGAUUGAUGCUACCACAAACAACGUUGCUCUAACUUACGCAGACGACAGCAAAAACACUGAAGUUGACUCCUCUACCGACCCGAGCAAAGAAUCAAAAUAUAGUAAAAUGGACCAAGAACACGUUUUAAUCAAAACUGAAACGAGAACUGGUUAUGUCAAUAUGGACGGCACAGAAAGGGAGAAAGUACAAAACGAAUCAAAUUUACGUGACGUUGUCAAAGAACGCAUAGUAAAUUUCCACAACAAUAAUACCAUCUCUCAAGAGUCCGAGGAGACUGAUGAGCAAACUACUGAAGUUAAUGUUUCUCCGAAAAUAGAGCCAGCGGGAGAAGUUGACGUGGAUGAUAUAAUAGUACCCGGGCAACCGCAGGAAGCAGAAAAUUUACAACCUCCUAGCAGCACUAAGGCUAAAGAAGCAUUUAAGAUGUUACCAACCGUGAUUCAAGAUUUUCUUAAUAGCGAUUGGAAAUCUAAACCGAAAUGUGAACCGCAGCACAUUUUAGAGAGAAUCCGUAGAGAGAACAAGUAUCCGGACCAUCCGGACAUAGACAAAUAUGAGCUGCUGUUGACUCCGGCUCAGUCCUUCUUGCAGAGGAUAUCUUUAGCAGGAGAAUUUUUAAACAAAAAGCAGUUGGAAUUGUGAUGUAUGUAAG